This is a messenger RNA of Drosophila persimilis, 11974 nucleotides long. RefSeq names its product dynein heavy chain 12, axonemal (gene Dhc62B). Gene Ontology annotation, biological process: microtubule-based movement. The transcript has 6 exons. Gene Ontology annotation, molecular function: ATP binding; minus-end-directed microtubule motor activity; dynein intermediate chain binding. Gene Ontology annotation, cellular component: dynein complex. Lineage: Eukaryota; Metazoa; Arthropoda; Insecta; Diptera; Drosophilidae. Bases 62 to 11962 code for a protein of 3966 amino acids. The record is from RefSeq and is a predicted model, not a curated record.
GAAUCCCUUUGCAUGAUAUCGCAUUGAAUUUUGGAUUCGAUUGAAACAAGAGUCACUCACCAUGUACAGCCGCAAGCUGAGCCGCAUGCAUCGGCCGCCCUCGGACACCAGGAAAUACGAUAAUGAGCCGUACUUGAAGAAUCCCCUGCUCAAGUUCCACAUCUCUGAGGUCCACGAGCGUCGACACUAUCAGUUCCUUAAGCAAAAGGCGGCUGACGUGAAGGUGAGAAUUGCCCGCCAGUCUUGGCAUCCCGAACCGGACAUCCGGCCGCUGCCGCAGUCCCAUUACGUGGACAACCUGCGGCGCGAGGUGCGCAAGAUAAUCGUACCGCCAAUGCUGCGCAAGACAGAGGCCAAGAUAUUGAGCUUCGCCUCGGAACGGUUGCGGCGCAGAUACCCAGAGAUGGUGGACUCGUACAUGAAGGAUGUGCAUGAGGAGUUCAACCGCCUGAUGAAGAUCUACAGCAUGAAAAACAUACUGCGCCACCCUGAGUUCUCCGACGAAGACCCAUCCAACUUUGAGUUGCCCCACGCAGACAUCCAUUUCAAGCGUCCCGGUCGCACGGGCAACUACAGCGUUUACCUGGAGAACCGCCGAAAGAUUGGCCUGAAGCUGCUCAUCCUGCAGCUGCCCAUGCGCGCCGUACUGAACAUAUCGGUGUCGGAUCUGCCAAACGUCGUCUGCAUCUUCAAGUACGUAAGCGCCACGGGCGCCCAGCAGCAGCAGAUGGGGCUGUGCGGACGCGAAGCACUCUCCUACAAGUUCUACCGCAAGUACAUCCAAAACCAGCUGGACAAGGUGAACACCUUUCUUCGGUGGACUUGGUAUCCCAAGCUGGUUAUUGUGUUGCGGAAGAUGCUGCGCAAGCGGGUGAUGCCUCCGGCCUUGUGGAAGCGUGCUUGGAGCGGGUUGGAGGGACUGAUGAACCGGGAGCUAAACAACAUGAAGAUGCGAACAUUUAUUGAAAUGUUUCGCAUCUGUAGCGAUCCACGUACGAUGCCCAUGUUCCGUAUGUCCUUGGAGUGGACCGAGACCUCCGGCGACCUGGACACGCGGCCCAACCUCUUUAGCAUUCUACGCACCUUUGCUGAGAUCGCCACGGAGAUCUCGAUGGUCGGCUAUCGCAUGGAGCCGCUGCAACCUCAGGUGGAAACCCUCACCACAAUGGCCGCGUACGCCAAGGUCAGUGACUACCUCAAGAUCGAGAUGAACGACAACUCCCUGAAGGAUGUUAUUGACAACGUUCAAAAGAUCAUUAUUGCCACCUACGACGAGGUCACACAGUUCAUAGAGAACUUUAGAAGCAAGUACCAUGCCCUGUUCUCGUGGGAGGAGCGUGAGGCUCUGAACAUCUUUCUGGCCGAGCCGCAUGAGUUCGAGGAGUACUUUGCUCGGAUCGACAUCUACUACGAGUUUAUCAAUAUGCUCCGCAGCGAGCCAGCGACCGAGUACUUUGUGAUGGCCAUCAUCCACAACGAGCCUGCGAUCCAGGGCCUCCGCAAUUUGGCAGAGAAUUUGAUUGCCGAAAUCACCGUCAUCAUUAUACGAGAGCACAUCAAGGCUGAGGAGGAGAUUUGCGAGGAGUUCGAGAAGAUUAAAUACCGCGCUCUAGAGAUACCAAAGUCCACGGAGGAGCUACUUGAGAGCGCCGACUAUAUGAUCCAUGUAAAGACGGUGAAGCUUGCCGAGCUGACGGAUCGCAUCCAUUACUGCCUCCAGGUGGGCACCAACAUUGUCGAGCUGAGGGAAAUGUCCAAGUAUCAUUUCGAUCUGACUAUCAAGACCAUCACCUGGAUCAAGGUCAUCAACGAGAUAUGCGAGUACAACGCCUCCCAGCAGGAACAGUUCAAGUUCCUCUUCGAGGAGCAUCUGCAGGAGGUGGUGAAAAAGCUUAAUACUGAUAUUGAGGAAAUGCUGCCCAAGUUGGCCAUCAUCGACGAUAUGAGCAGGCCGGAGAAGUUUCGCGACAGCUAUAUAAUCCUGCAGAACUUUAUUGAUCAGCUGAAAACCUUUGACGACUACGUCGCCUGGAUUAACAAGGAGGAGAAGCUAUUCAAGGUGGCCCAAACCGAAUAUCCCACGCUGGAGGUGAUCAAGUCCUUUGUCUAUCCAUUUGCAGAGCUAAUGAAAUGUUGCAUUGACUGGCAGCGCUAUUUGAACGUGUGGCGGGAUGGACCCUUUGAGUAUUUGGAGCCCAAGUUUGUUGAAUCGACAACCGACAAUUAUUUGAAGGAGUUCCAGAAGAACCAGAAAUACUACCGCGUCAAGAUCAAACAGGAUCUCAUUGACAAUCCCGUUUGCAAAUUUAAGGGUCAAACUGAAGAUCCCGAUCCGGCUAAGCAUCCAGUGCCGUUGCGGCUGUGCACUUCGAUGAUUCAGUCCAUCAAAGACUUCACCACUGGUGUCUUUGUGGUCAACAUCAUGUGCAAUCCGGCUCUAAGGAAGCGCCACUGGAAGGAGAUGUCUGAAAUUGCCGGCUUUGAUGUCACACCGGAUGCGGGCACUACCCUGAGAAAGAUUCUCGACUCUGGACUGGAUAGCAUUCUGGAUCAGUUUGAGAUCAUCAGCAUCAGUGCAAACAAGGAGCUGCAGCUGUGGAACGCCCUUCAGGCAAUGAUCAAGGAAUGGGAGAACAAGGUCUUCCCCACGGGCCCAUACAAAGAGACGGGUGUGACGAUCCUUAAUAGCCUGGACGACAUCCAGGCGCUGCUCGACGACCACAUUCUCAAGACGCUGACAAUGCGCGGCUCGGCGUUCAUGAAGCCCUGCGAGGAGGAGGUGCGCGCCUGGUACGAGAAGAUAAUGCGGGUCAACGAGACGCUUGACCAGUGGGGCAAAGUGCAGGCCAACUACCUGUACCUGCUGCCCAUUUUCUCCUCCAAGGACAUCGUGGCUCAGAUGCCGGAGGAGGGUCGCCUGUUCACCAUUGUGGAGCAGACCUACACCCGCAACAUGGGCCUGGUGCUGCGCCAGCCGCUGGUGAUGGAGACGGCACCAGCAUCUGGGCUGCUGGAAUCCUUGCAGAAGGCCAACGAACUGCUCGAGGAUAUAUCGACGGGUGUGAGCAAUUACCUUGAGAAGAAGCGCCUCUUCUUCCCGCGAUUCUUCUUUCUGGCCAACGACGAGAUGUUGGAGAUCCUUUCGGAGACGAAGGAUCCGCUGCGCGUGCUGCCGCAUCUGAGCAAAUGUUUCGAGGGCAUUAACAGCCUGGAGUUCGACUCGAGCAAGAAUGUCCUGGCAAUGAUCAGCAGCGACAAGGAGCACAUUGAGUUCAUAGAGCCUGUCUCCACGAUGGCUGCCGGCGGUAGCGUGGAAAAGUGGCUCAUCGGAGUGGAGGACGAGAUGCUGAAGGCGGUUCGCAACCAGAACGAGCUCUCCUUCGGCCACUAUCCCAAGGUGAAGCGGCAUGAGUGGGUGCUGGAGUGGCCCCAAAUGGUGGUGCUGGCCAUCUCGCAGGUAUACUGGGCCGCCAAAAUGCACGGCUGCCUGCGUCGCACUUUCGGCACCAAUCAGGCCGUUAUGGCCAACUUCUUUCAGGAGCUGUCCAAGGAGUUGAACGACAUUGUGGCCCUCGUGCGUUCGCCCGUGAUCAGCAACCUCAACAGGAUCACCAUCAAGUCCCUGAUAGUCAUCGAUGUGCACGCCAAGGACGUCACCGAGGAGCUCAUUCGGCUGAAAAUCAACAGUGAAUACGAUUUCCAGUGGCUAGCCCAGAUGCGCUACUACUGGGAGGAUGAAAAGACUCUGGUGAGGAUCAUAAACGCCACCGUACCUUUCGCCAACGAGUAUUUGGGUAACUCGGAUCGGCUGGUGAUCACCCCGCUCACGGACCGCUGCUACCGCACCCUGGUUGGCGCCUACCAGCUCCAUCUGAACGGAGCCCCAGAGGGUCCUGCGGGCACCGGCAAGACUGAGACCACCAAGGACCUGGCCAAAGCCCUGGCCGUCCAGUGCAAGGUCUUCAACUGCUCCGACGGACUGGACUACAAGGCCAUGGGCAAGUUCUUCAAGGGCCUGGCCUCGUGUGGCGCCUGGGCCUGCUUUGACGAGUUCAACCGCAUUGAGCUAGAGGUGUUGUCGGUGGUGGCCCAGCAGAUUCUUCUCAUUAUCCAGGCGGUGCGGGCCAAUGUGAGCAAGUUCAUGUUUGAGGGCACAGAGCUGAUGCUUAAUCCCGCCGUCUACGUCUGCAUCACCAUGAAUCCCGGCUACGCGGGUCGCUCGGAGUUGCCCGACAACCUAAAGGUCCUGUUCCGAUCCGUAGCCAUGAUGGUACCGGACUACGCCAUGAUCGGUGAGAUAUCCCUCUACUCGUACGGAUUUGUGGACGCCCGCAAGCUGGCCGUCAAGAUCGUGACCACCUACCGGCUUUGCUCGGAGCAGCUGUCCAGCCAGAACCACUACGACUACGGCAUGCGGGCGGUGAAGACAGUUCUCUCUGCUUGCGGCAACAUCAAGAAGCAGUAUCCGGACGAGCUGGAGGACAUCCUGCUGCUGCGCAGCCUGAUCGACGUGAAUCUGCCGAAGUUCCUGUCAUUCGAUGUGCCGCUCUUCGAGGGUAUAAUCUCGGACAUCUUCCCGGGCAUCAGUCUGCCGCACAUCGACUACAGUCUCUUCGAGACCGAGUUCAAGCGUGUCUGCCUGGAGGAGGUGCUGGAACCAGCCCCAUCAUUCCUCACCAAGGUCAUCCAAACGUACGAGAUGAUCAUUGUCCGGCACGGCUUCAUGUUGGUGGGCGAACCGCUGGCAGGCAAGUCCAAGACGCUGCAGGUCCUGUCCAAGGUCAUGUCUGCGCUGAAGAUUAAGGCUCCGCAAAAGAGCAGCUACUUCCAGCACGUGCUGAUGGGCAUCAUGAACCCUAAGUCAAUCACCAUGAACCAGCUAUACGGCUCCUUUGAUCCCAUAUCCUACGAGUGGACCGACGGCCUGGUGGCCAAGAUUUUCCGCGAGUUUGCCAUGACACCCACGCCAGACCGCAAAUGGGUGAUCUUCGAUGGUCCCGUGGAUGCUGUGUGGAUUGAGAACAUGAACACGGUGCUGGACGACAACAAGAAGCUGUGCUUGACCAGCGGCGAGGUGAUCACUAUGUCGCACGAAAUGUCCAUGAUCUUUGAGGUGAUGGAUCUGGCCCAGGCAUCGCCUGCCACCGUCUCCCGCUGUGGCAUGAUCUACAUGGAGCCCUCGACGCUGGGCUGGCGUGCCUUCGCUAACAGCUGGCUGAAGAAAGCAGAUCCGCGGUGGGCCGACGAGGAGGGCGUCGAGUAUGUGUCGGCCAUGCUGCAGUGGCUCCUGCCACAGUGCCAGACAUUUGUCCGUCGUAAUUGCAGCCAGUUCGUCCGGUCGGGGGAGUUCAACUGCAUGCUGACGACCUUUGACCUGAUCGACAUGCUGCUGGACGAGGCCAUCGAAGAGAACCCGGAAGAUUACCAGAAGUACAUCGUGGGCUACUUCCAGGCCGCCAUUUUGUUCGCCCUGGCCUGGGGCGUUGGCGGAAUUCUGGACACGGCCUCGCGAGACAAAUUUGAUGCGUUUUUGAGAAAGAUCUAUGACGGUGAGGAGGCAAACCCACCAGAGUUUCUGGGAAAAAUGGAGGUGACUCCGCCCGUGGAGGGUCUGCUCGUGGAGUACGUAUACGUGUUCAAGCAGCGCGGGACGUGGCGCUACUGGCCGGAGCUGGCCAAGCGCAUGGAUGUGGAGGAGACGAAGACGGGCGUUAUUGUACCGACUGUGGACACGGGCCGCUAUGUGCACCUCCUCAAGAUGCACGUGAAGCACAAGAAGCGGAUGCUGCUAGUGGGCCCCACGGGCACCGGCAAGAGCGUCUAUGUGCAAAACUAUCUGAUGAACAAGCUGAACCAGGAGGAGUACGAGUCGGGUUUCAUCACCUUCACGGUGAUGAUCACGGCCAACCAGUGUCAGGAACUACUCAUCUCGAAGCUGCAGAAGUGGAAGCGUGGCAUCUACGGACCGCCCAAGGGUAUGCAGAGCGUCCUCUUCGUCGACGACAUGAACAUGCCCGUGAAGGAGGUGUACGGGGCACAGCCGCCGUUGGAGCUGCUGCGCCAGUACUUUGACUACGGGCACGUGUACGAUCUGAAGGACGCCUCCAAGCUGUACAUCCACGAUGUCCUGAUCAUGGCCGCCUGCGGCUUGCCGGGUGGCAGUCGCCAGGACGUCUAUGCCCGCUUCCUCAACCACUUCAAUGUGUUCUCUAUCAACACCUUCAGCGACGACAGCAUGUUCCGCAUCUUCCUAAAUGUGGCGCUCAGCGGCUUCCGGCGCUCCGGCCACGGCCAGGACGUAUUCUUGGUCACCAAUCAGAUCGUCAGUGCCACCCAGAGCAUAUAUAAGAGCGUCCAGUCCGAGGUACGGGCUACUCCGGCCAAGAGCCACUACGUCUUUAAUCUGCGAGACAUCUCGCGCGUCGUCACCGGCUGCACCCUGGUGCGCAAGGAAUCCGUCAAUGACAAGAAGGUGCUUGUGCGCGUGUGGUACCACGAGGCAAUGCGAGUUUUCUUCGACCGUCUUGUGGACGACACAGACCGCAAGUGGAUGUUCGACAAGCUGAACGACUGCCUGAAGGCCAACUUCAAGGACAAGGUUGAGAAUAUCUUCGACAAGUACUGCGUCCAGGUGGGAGACGAACAGGUGUUUAGCAUGGAGACCGCCAACAACGUGUUCUUUGGCGUCUACUUCGACGAAGACAGUGUGCCGGACGAGCGGCGCUACGAGGAGGUGCCCAGCGUGGAGGUGUUCCUAAAGGUGGCUCUGGACAGCCUCGAUGACUACAACUCGACACGCCGCUCCAAAAUGGACAUCACCCUGUUUACCUUCGCCCUGCAGCACUUGAAUCGCAUCUGCCGCAUCAUCUCCAUCCAGGGAGCGAGCGCAUUACUAAUUGGUUUGGGGGGAUCGGGCCGCCAGUCGCUUACGAAGCUGGCCACCAACAUGGUACAGACUUCGUUCUUCCAGCCUGAAAUCACCAAGAAUUACGGGGCCAAUGACUGGCAUGACGACAUCAAGGUGAUCCUCAAGGAAGCGGGGGGAAUGAAUAAGCACACAACCUUCCUGAUAACUGAGAACCAGAUCAAGAUGGAGCUCUUCCUGCAGGACAUCGAUUGUCUGCUGAAUCAGGGCGAGGUGCCCAACAUCUUUCCCAUCGACGAGAAGCAGGAGGUUCUGGAGAUGGUACGUCUGGCCGCCCAGGGCGGCAACCGCAACAUUGACGUGUCGCCACUGCAGGUCUUCUCGUUUUUCGUGAACCGCUGCAAGCAGAAGCUGCACAUCGUCCUCAGCUUCUCGCCCAUCGGGGAUGCCCUGCGUACGCGUGUCCGCCUGUAUCCAUCACUGGUCAACUGCUGCACCAUCGACUGGUAUGACAGCUGGCCGGAGGAGGCGCUCCAGAUGAUCGCCAGAAUGUCUCUGGUGGACGUGAACGUGCCCUCCGAGGAGAUUAAAAUGGCCAUUGUCGACACCUGCCAGUACUUCCACACGACAGCAGCCCGGGCCACGCGCGCCUUCUGCCAGUUAAGCGGGCGCCACAUCUACCAGACAAACGCCUCCUUCAUCGAGCUCAUCCGCUCCUUCCAGACUCUCAUCGACCUGAAGCAGAGCGAGACGAUGUUCGCCAAGAUGCGAUACAUCGGGGGCCUGGACACGCUUGCCAAUGCAGCUGCCGCCAUCUCCAUUAUGCAACGCGAUCUGAACGCCCUGCAGCCGAAGCUGGUGGCCCUGGCGGAGGCCUCCCGCAAGAUGAUGCUCGAGAUCAACAAGGAGACCCUGGCGGCAAGUGCAGCCGCCGAGCAGGUGAAACGGGACGAGGAGGUGGCCUCCGUGCAGGCCGUAGCGGCGCAGGUGCUGAAGAACGAGUGCGAAAAGGAUCUGGCCAAGGCCAUUCCCGUCCUGGAGGAUGCCCUGGCCGCCCUCAACACACUGAAGCCCGCGGAUAUCACGCUCGUAAAGUCAAUGAAGAACCCACCGUCGGUCAUCAAGUUGGUUAUGGCGGCGGUGUGCGUGAUCAAGGCUAUACCGGCGGAUCGUGUACCCGAUCCCUCGUCGGGCAAGAUGGUGCAGGACUACUGGGGGCCCAGCAAGCGGCUGCUGGGCGAGAUGAACUUCCUGCCCGCUCUCAAGGAGUUCGAUAAAGACAACAUUCCGGUGGAGAUCAUGAAGCGCAUCCGCAAAGAGUUCAUCCCGAACAAGGACUUUGAUCCCAAGGUGGUGGCCAAGGCCUCCAGUGCGGCCAAGGGUCUCUGCCAGUGGAUCAUCGCCAUGGAUAUGUACGACGACGUGGCCAAAGUGGUGGCUCCCAAAAAGGCCAAGUUGGCCGGCGCAGAGAAGGAGUACGCGGACACAAUGAGCUUUCUGGCCGAGAAGCGUGCUCUGGCCGCCGCCCUCGAGGAGAAGGUGGCCCUGCUCAACAUAGAGCUGGACAAGGCCAACGAGGAGAUGAAGAAGACCGAGGAGCAUGCCGAGAACUGUCGCAACAAGCUGCUGCGUGCCGAGGCCCUCAUUGGAGGCCUGGGUGGUGAAAAGUCGCGCUGGAACAAAGCGGCCGACGACCUGCAGGAGCUAUACGACCAUCUGCCCGGCGAUGUGCUCCUCUCGUGCGGCAUCAUUGCCUACCUAUCGGCAGUGAAUCUGCAGUCGAGGACAGAGUGCGUGAACGACUGGUUCCAGAAGGUGACGAAGCUAAAAAUUCCCUGCUCCAAAAAGUACUCCAUCACGGAGGUGCUCGGGCUGGAGGUGACAAUCCAGAACUGGCAGCUAGAUGGCCUGCCCAACGACGAGUUCUCCAGCGAAAAUGCCAUCAUAGUGUCCAGCUCCAGUCGCUACAGCCUCUUCAUCGAUCCCCAGGGGCAGGCCAACAACUGGCUGAAGAACAUGGAGCGCAAGAACCGCCUGAACUGCGUCAAGUUCAAUCAGGGCAACUACAUGCGUAUCAUCGCAGAGGCCAUGGAGUACGGCACUCCUGUGAUCAUCGAGAACGUGCAAGAGGAACUAGAGGUGCCUCUGGACCCCAUUCUGAUGCACCAGACCUUCAUCCAGGGCGGCGUCAAGCACAUCAGCCUUGGUGAGGCGGUGGUGCCACUGUCACCCAACUUUCGGCUCUAUAUGACCUGCAAUCUGCGUAAUCCGCACUUCCUGCCGGAGACCUUCAACAAAGUGACGGUGAUUAACUUUGCGCUCACCCAGAACGCACUGAUGGACCAGCUGCUGAGCAUUGUGGUGGCCAAGGAGCGGCCGGAUCUGCAGGAGCUGCGCAUCACCCUCACCACAGAGGCGGCGGCCAACAAGGGGGCACUGCGGGAUGCCGAGAACCUGAUCCUGAAGACGCUAUCUGCCAGCGAGGGGGACAUUCUAGAGAACGAAGCGGCCAUCCAGAUUCUGGGCGAGUCCAAGGGCCUAUCCAAAGACAUCCAGGAGAAGCAGGAGGCGGCUAAAGAGACGUCCGCGAAGAUUGAGGCCUUCCGGCUGAACUACAAGCCGGUGGCAGUGCAUUCCUCUAUUCUGUACUACUCCAUCACUGAUCUGCCCAACAUCGAUCCCAUGUACCAGUUCUCUCUGAAUUGGUAUAUCAACCUGUACAUGUACUCCAUCGACACCGCCAACAAGUCCAAAGAUCUGCCACGACGCAUCAAGUUCCUGGUGGAUGGGUUCACCAAGAACUUGUACAACAACGUUUGCCGGUCCAUCUUCGAAAAGGACAAGCUCCUGUUCUCAUUCAUCCUCACCGCUCGCGUCUUGUUGGGCACGGGCCAAGUGGAGAUGCGUCAUCUAGCACACCUGGUCACCAAUGCGAAAGAAUCCAGCCACAUGCCGCCCAAUCCCGAUCACAGCUGGAUCACAGAGACCGUCUGGCUGAAUGUGCUGCGGCUGGAGGAGCUUAAGGAGCUGCGUGGGAUUGUGGACGCGUUUCGGAAGAACCUGUCCGCCUGGCAGGCCAUCUACGACCACGCCUCGCCGGAGCUGCAACCUUUGCCUGCACCCUGGAACGACAAGACCACUGCCUUUGAGAAGAUCAUCGUGCUGAAGGCCCUGCGACCGGACUCUGUCUUCCUAGCAGUUCGCAACUUCAUCGCCCUCACCAUCGGGGAUCAGUUCGUGUCGCCGCCAGAGUUUGACAUUUCCAAGUCUUAUGCCGAUUCGACGGCCCUGACUCCACUCGUGUUCAUCCUCUCGCCGGGUGCUGAUCCACUGGGCUCCCUGCUGGCAUUCGCCGAGAAAAUGGGCCAGGAGGAGACCUUUCAGAGCAUCUCGCUGGGCCAGGGCCAGGGCCCGAUUGCCACAGCCCUUAUCAAGAGCGCCCAGGAGAUGGGCUACUGGGUGUGCCUGCAGAACUGCCACCUGGCCGCUUCUUGGAUGCCCGCCCUGGAGUACAUGUGGGAGAACAUGGACACCUUCAACACCGUUCCCAACUUCCGCCUCUGGCUGACUGCCUACCCCACGCCUCAGUUUCCUGUGACUAUUCUGCAAAACGGCGUAAAGAUGACAAAUGAACCACCGACUGGGCUGAGGGAGAACCUGAUGCGCUCCUACAACUCGGAGCCAAUCAACGAGUACGAGUUUUAUGCGGGCUGUGCCAAGCAGGAUCGCGCCUUCACUCGGUUGCUGUACGGCAUCUGCUUCUUCCAUGCGGUGGUGCAGGAGAGACGCAAAUACGGACCGCUCGGCUGGAACAUCGCCUACGGAUUCAACGAGUCUGAUCUCCAGAUCUCUGUGCUGCAGUUGAGCAUGCUUCUCAACCAAUAUGAGCACGUCCCGUACGAUGCCAUCUCGUAUCUGACCAGCGAAUGCAAUUAUGGCGGCCGUGUGACGGACAACUGGGAUCGACGCGCGAUCGUCACGAUUCUGGCGGACUUUUGUAAUCCCCAGGUGGUGGCCGACAACCGGUACAGGUUCGCCACAGACGACCGCUACAUACUGCCCCGCAAGAUGGAGCACCGCGAGAUGCUGCGCUACCUGGAGGACAACAUACCAUCUCUGGCGCCGCCCGAGGUGUACGGUCUUCACGCAAACUCGGGUAUAACGCGAGACCUGCAGACCACAAAGACACUGCUGGACUCGAUGAUCCUGCUGUUGGGCAGCGAGGCGGCGGGCACUGCAGGCGCCGGAGUCAGUGCGGAGCAGAUAAUUCUGAACACCAUAAAGCAGAUUGGGGAAGAUAUGCCGGCGGACAUGGACAUUGAGGCGGCAGCCGAGAAAUAUCCCGUGGACUACAAUGAGUCUAUGAACACGGUGGUGGUGCAGGAAAUGGAGCGCUUCCUUAAGCUGCAGAAGGAGAUACGGGCUUCCUGCAGGGACCUGGCCAUGGGAAUCAAGGGCAUAAUUGUCAUGACCCCCGAUCUGGAGAAUGUCAUGACGGCCAUGAAAUUCAAUCGCAUACCGCUCAAGUGGAUGUCCAAGUCGUAUCCCAGCCUCAAGCCGCUGGGAUCCUAUGUCCAGGAUCUGUACAAGCGCCUCAACUGGCUGUUCCACUGGUACAUGCACGGCAAGCCACCCACCUUCUGGCUAUCCGGUUUCUUUUUCACGCAGGCCUUCCUCACGGGUGCCAUGCAGAACUUUGCCCGCAAGUACAAGAUACCCAUCGACACGCUGACCUUCGACUAUGAUGUGCUCAAGGUGGAGACGAAGGCGACGCCCCCAGACGAUGGCGUCUACUGCAACGGUCUGUUUGUGGAGGGGGCGCGCUGGGAUUGGGAGCAUAACAUGCUGGUGGAACAAUACCCUAAGAUACUCAUCUAUAUUAUGCCCGUCAUCUUUUUCCGGCCCGUGCUCAUUUUGGACCUAGUUGAGGGAACACGCUAUAAGUGUCCCCUGUACAAGACGGGCGAGCGCAAGGGCACGCUCUCCACGACGGGACACUCGACUAACUAUGUGGUGCCGCUUCUGCUCAAUACCCAGGCGAAACCAUCGCACUGGGUGAAGCGGAGCGUGGCCCUCAUCUGCCAGACAAACGACUGAGAGAAUGGUAUU